AUGGUGACUAUUUUUACUUUUAAUGCUACCACUCAUAUCCCUACUGAUCCUCAGGUUCUGGCAGUCUAUAACGGUUUGAAUAGGGCCCAAAGAGCCACGUAUGAUACUCUCGCUACUGACCGGGAAAGAAGCAUUUUCUUGAAUGGAAUUGCAGAAGAAAGGAGAAAAUCGGAGUUGGGAUAUUGUUUGCAGAAAGUGCUAUGUAUUAUUUUAGUGUAUCCCGUUAAUAAUAAUGAUGGUGAGGUAGAUCUUAUAUUUCUAUUGGCUAGAAGUGAGAAGAGUCUUCUCGGUUAUCAUAUGACAUAG
This is a messenger RNA of Rhizophagus irregularis DAOM 181602=DAOM 197198, 306 nucleotides long. Lineage: Eukaryota; Fungi; Glomeromycota; Glomeromycetes; Glomerales; Glomeraceae. The record is from RefSeq and is a predicted model, not a curated record.